AUGCGGGCCCGGUGCUUGUUCGGGUAUCUUUUCGUUCCCCAUCCUUUGCCGUCCUUACCCCCCACGCCCAACACGCUCACCACGGCCCCUACCUACGUAUACAUGCCGUGUUUUGUCGUCCUCCUUCCUUCUCCCGCCUUACCCCCACAUACCUUAACCGUUCUUAACCUGCCUGUAAAGUCGGCCGAUCCGUUACAGCAAGGGCUGGAUAAGCUUACAGCCGGUCUGAAGACCAACAAGUAUUACAGGGGCUUUCAGGCUAAGCUGAAGCAGCUGCAAAUGAUCCGGAUGCGCAACGAAGCUAAGAACCACGUGACGAAGCAAUCGGCCGACAAGAUGGCCAGUUACACUAAAAUGCGAACGGCCAUAAUGUGCGUCAUGAGGGGGAGGGACUCGAAGGGUAACCAGAUUGGCCAGGAUCAUGCCUUUGGCUUCUUUUACAUCCUCCUUUUCAAGAGAGACGACGGGGAUUUCGACGGUUACUACGGAGGCUUUGUCAAGCUCAAGGACCCUGAAAUCCCCAUUGCAGCCGUUAUCAACACAGGCUAUGAGGGAGAGGAUGGGUCUACAGUGAUCGAUUUCGGCGCCGAAGUCACCUGGAAAAACGCCUCCCGGUCCCAAAGCUUCGGGAUCAUCUCCUGGUUCCCGAAAUCCCCGGCUCCUCUCGGGUACAACUACUAUUUCGGGGGAAAGUGGGUCGGAAUGAGCGCGCUUACUGCUGCCGACGGGUCUGUUCUGUCCGAUGCGGUAUUGGCCAUUGCAAAGAAGACUCAGGCGCAUUAUGGCGCCGUGGCGAAUUCCAAUUUUCCCAGCGGUGCCGUUCGAGGCCAAUGCGGGAUCGACACGUCAGGGAAUUAA
Molecule: messenger RNA, 858 nt
Organism: Closterium sp. Naga37s-1
Lineage: Eukaryota; Viridiplantae; Streptophyta; Zygnematophyceae; Desmidiales; Closteriaceae
Source: the annotation of a GenBank genome assembly